Messenger RNA from Bufo bufo (common toad), 2687 nucleotides. It is a transcript of the gene SLC25A22, whose product is annotated as solute carrier family 25 member 22. Lineage: Eukaryota; Metazoa; Chordata; Amphibia; Anura; Bufonidae. Gene Ontology annotation, molecular function: L-glutamate transmembrane transporter activity; L-aspartate transmembrane transporter activity. Bases 448 to 1401 code for a protein of 317 amino acids. Gene Ontology annotation, biological process: aspartate transmembrane transport; malate-aspartate shuttle; L-glutamate transmembrane transport. The transcript is spliced from 10 exons. The record is from RefSeq and is a predicted model, not a curated record.
UACUGCACCCUGGAAAGACCACCUCCUUUCUAGAUCUUCUCCACAGCUCUCUGCUUUCUAAUUCCCGUAAAAGAUCAAGAUUUCCAUCUGCAGAAUUUUUUUCUACAUCUCUCUCCCCUGGCCUCCAGUCCAUGAGUGGUGUCCCCUGUGUGUCACACCUCCUCCUCCCUCUCCCUCCUGUAGGGGCAGGGUUCCUUUACUCACACUCAUCUCUCUCUCUUCCCCCCACCUCUGCAUCUCUCCUCCUCCUCUUCCCUCCUUCUGUCUCCCUUCCACACAUCUCUGGCCUCCUCUACAUCAGGGAGUGGAUUCCAGCUACAUCUCAGUGACAAGGACCUCUCCCCGAGCAGUGUCACUCAGCAGGUGCUGGCAGAAGCGAGAGACCAUAGCCAUCACCACCACAGGAGGACGGACCUUGAGCUUUUAUCUGGGAUAGGUGGCUAUUAAAUGGCUGAUAAACAAAUCAGUUUGCCCGCCAAGCUUAUAAAUGGAGGAAUAGCCGGACUAAUUGGCGUCACUUGCGUCUUUCCCAUUGACCUCGCCAAGACCCGACUACAAAACCAGCAAAAUGGCCAAAGAAUGUACACCAGCAUGUCAGACUGCCUUAUUAAGACUAUACGCUCAGAGGGAUACUUCGGCAUGUAUAGAGGUGCUGCUGUAAACUUAACUCUUGUUACACCAGAAAAAGCUAUUAAAUUAGCUGCUAAUGAUUUCUUCAGGCAUGCGCUGUCCAAAGAUGGGAAGAAGUUGACGUUGAUAAAGGAGAUGCUUGCUGGUUGUGGUGCAGGAACAUGUCAAGUUAUAGUCACUACGCCUAUGGAAAUGCUGAAAAUCCAGCUACAGGAUGCUGGAAGACUGGCUGCCCAGAAAAAGCUCCUGGCCAGUCAGGGUGGACUGGAUGGCGCAGCGGUGGAGAGCAGCUCAGUGCGACCCACUGCCAUGGCGAUUUCCAAGGAACUUCUGAAAAGCAAAGGCAUUGCUGGACUGUAUAAAGGCUUGGGAGCCACUCUACUAAGGGAUGUGCCCUUCUCAAUUAUUUAUUUCCCUAUGUUCGCCAACUUGAACAAACUUGGUCAGAAGACGCCGGAUGAGAAGUCGCCCUUCUUUGUGUCAUUCCUUGCAGGCUGUGCAGCAGGGAGCACUGCCGCCGUUGCUGUUAACCCUUGUGAUGUGAUAAAGACAAGACUGCAGUCAUUACAGAGGGGUGUUAAUGAGGAUACAUACUCAGGAAUCAUAGACUGUGCCAGGAAGAUCUGGAAGAUCGAGGGGCCUGCUGCUUUCCUGAAGGGUGCAUACUGCAGAGCUUUGGUCAUUGCUCCACUUUUUGGAAUUGCACAAGUCAUUUAUUUUGUAGGAAUUGGUGAAUAUAUUCUGAGCUUUUUACCCUCCAAGCGCGAUUAAUGACAACCAUCAAAUUGCACCCCCUAUACUAGCUCCCUCACACUUUGGCUCUUCUUGCCAAUCCUUUCAUGGAUUCUUUCUGCCACUGCCUAUUUAUUGGUCAUGGGUUUACACAAUGGAAGAGCUGCUUAUACCAGCGAUGUGGUAUGGUCCAAAAGUGCUAAGGUUACUUGUAGAACCUUUCAGCAGAAUACCAAGCUUUCCUUUACUUGAAGGCAUGAAACAAUCAUACCGAAAUGGGCAAGACGGUAACAAAUCAAAAGAAUCCGCUUCAGGCAAAUUUAACUCACAACUUGCUGGAACAGAUUAUGAAGGUCUUCGUUUCAGAAAGCGCAAUCAUAUCAUUAGUGUUUGCUCAGCUGCAUGGACCUGCAACACACUGGGCUUGUGGCCAUUUUUAUAUUUUAAUUUCUAGAAUGUAUAUUUAUUAGUAAUAUUGAAUGUCCGAACGUAUGUAAGCUCUCAAGGUAAUUACGACUAGAUUCAUUCUAACUUAUUAUAAUUAUCAGAUUACCUGGAAGGUUUAGGUCUGCCGGGUACGUUUUCUCCAGCACUUUGAGAUUGAUCUUUCUCAAAAUAUGAAUUAUCGAAUAUGUAACUCCUUUAGUUUUCUGCCUUCUGAUAUGACUGAUCCCAAAUAUCCAACUUAUAAAAUAUAUAACAAUGUCCAAAAGUGGGAAAUAUAUAGAUAGAUAUACUUGGUUGGGUGGAACAACUGGCCGGGACUUUGUAAAAUUUGUGAGUGUUUUUGUGGCAAUCCUGCUAUGGCUUUUCGGUUCCUAAAACUGGCUCUUUCAGCUCUUAUAUCUAUAUCUAUAGGCUGCUCCACGUUCUGAGAGUACAAGAAGGGAUGCUGUACGGGACCAUUUACAUCUUUAUAGGUUAGAGUUCCACGGUGGCUUUUGGUUGUGAUAAAAUUGAAGGAAACAUCAAAUUUUUUACUCCCAUAGUGAAACAUCGAGUUCCCUAGAUGAUUGUGGCAACCUGAGGUUUUACCACAACCCUCUUGUCAUUAUAAAUCUAUAUAGGAGAUGUGUCUCUCAAUGAGAGCGAGUCUGAUGGACAGCUUCUUCUAACCUCACUGAUUGACUGCCUGCUCUAAGUACAUAGUCAUGUAGAGCAGGCUGAGGGGAAAGAAGCAACACCCUGGACCCACUUUUGGGGAAAAGCACAGCUCCAUAUACAGGUGAAACUCGAAAAAUUUGAAUAUCGUGCAAAGUUCAUUUAUUUCAGUAAUGCAACUUAUAAGGUGAAACUAACACAUGAGAUAGACUCAUUACAUGCAA